AAGAGCUCCUGGGUCCAUAAACACUGACGUCCCCGCAGCUUUUAGCUUUUCAGCUCAAAGCUCCUGUAAUCAAUAUGGAGGCGCCCUGACCGGCAAGCUGAGCUUUCUUUGUCUCCAGCAGCGCAGGCGCUGAGCUCUAGGAGCUGGAGAGCUGCGGAGAGAAGAUCUUCCCGUGUGGAGCUUGAGGCCACCAGAGAAAGCGGUGCACCCCCAAAGACAACCCUCGUUGUGGAUCUGUACUUCCGUUUCACAAUGGCACAGGCAUCCUGAGAGAUUAUUUGGCUUUCUGGCCAAGGAACAGGUAAAGGGACUCCUGUUUUCUGAAGAGUGUAGGAAAAAUCUCCAUUAUUUUUGCCUACUCUGCUCUGGCUAGCUGUAUCACCUCAAAGGCUGUCCUAGUCACAACUACAUGAUGGCAAAAAGGACUAAACCCUGAGAGUAGCAUGUCAAAGAGGGCUUUGCAAGUCUGAGAAUGGGGAUAAAUUCUGAAGAGGAGAAAACUGGAGAAGGGCAUCACUUAAAUCUGUAUACAAACUAACAUCUAAGUCCCAGGCUUACCUUGAGCAGCACAUGCACAGAACAGGUCCAAAUAAGCAGAACACAGUCUUUGAGAACUGAACUACAAUAUAUUCCACUACUCACUCAAGCCCCAGAUUAACCCUUAAAAGACAUGGGCAUGAUGUAGAAACAAACAGCAUAGCAAAGACUUGAAAACUUCAUUGAGACUGGAACAACUGCCAACAGAUGCUCAACAACUAUGCUCAAUGAGGUAAAGGUAAACAUUCUUGAAAUGAAUGGAAAGAUAGAGAUUCUCUGCAGAGAAAUUAGAAAUUAUGGAAAAGAAAGAGAUGGAAACUUUGUGGCUAAAAACUAUAAUAUUCAAAAUGAAAUAUUCCCUGAUGAGUUCAAUAACAGAAUAGAGAAAGGUCAGUGAACUAGAAGAUAGAUCAACAGAAAUGAUAUAAUUUGAAGAGCGGAUAGGAAAAUAUAUCCAACAAAAAUUAAAAGAGCCGUAUAAAUAUGAACUCACAUUUAUCUUAAUGUAGAUACAGAUGAUUAGAUAUAAAAAUAUUUAUAGACAUGUGUAUAUACACAUAUAUCUCCUUACUCCGUUUACUGAGUGGAUCUAGAAACAACAUCACCCCCAUAAAAUGAGCCCCCUAGCAAUCAGACCUUGAUUCCUAAUACUGUUUUCCACUGAAAGGAACCAGAGCUCUUUGGAUAAAUGACUGAUUAUAGGGCUGGAGCAGGAAAUAUACAAGAUGAGGUUGGAGCAAUUUUUAGUGCUGGAAAGAGAUCAAAAAACCGAAACAAAGCACAAAACUAUCUUUGCCACAAUGGGGAUAUGUGAAAGAGAUAGAGUCAACUAAAAGAACUCCCAGUUGCCAAAGGUGCAACAAUUUUAGUAACAAUUAAUUGGAUUAUAACUCAAAGAAUAAAAUAAAUAUCCAUGAGUCUACACUGAACAUAAAUGAUUGAAUAAAUAAAUGAAUUGGGAAAAAAGACAAGUUUACCAUGCUGAUGAAUUCCAAAUAGUUUAUGUAAACACUAUGCCCUUCGGGACGUAGAAGAUAACUCCUCACUCUCUAAGUGUGGGUAAUGACAUUCUUCCAAAGAGUACGGUAUGGAAAUGGAGAAAAAAGGUGUAAUUUUACAGUGGAGAAAAUUUGUAAACACUAACAAACCAGGUGAUCAAGGUCAACAUCAACAGUGGUAAGUCAUAUUAGUAGUAUAUACUCUUCAUACAGUGUGAAGAGAAAAGAACUUUACCUCUGCAGUGUUCUUCCCCAAAACAUAUACAAAUCUUAUGAGAAAAGCCUCAGAUAAAUUCCAAUAGAAACAUUCUACAAAAUACCUGACCAGUAAUCUUCAAAAGUUUCUAGGUCAUCAAAAACAAGAGAAGUGUCACAACCAAGAAGAACCUAAGUGUACAUAACUACUAAAUGUAAGGUGGGAUUCUGGAACACAAAAAAAGACUGUAAGAAAACUGAGGAAAUCUGAUAAAGUCUGGGCUUUAGCUAAUAAUAAAAUAUCAAUAUUGAUUCAUUGAUUAUGAUAAAUAUACCAUAUUAAUAUAUUUAUAAUAGGGGAAACUAGGCAUGGGUGUAUGGGAACUCUGUACAAUUUUUACAGUAGUUCUUUAAAACUAAAACUGUUCCAAAAGAAAAUGUUUACACACAUACACACACAACAAAGUCUCCAAACCUGUAGGACAAUAUUAGACAUUAUAAGAUUCAUUUCACUGGAGUUCCAGAAAUACGGGGUACAGUUUAGUGAAGAAAAAAAUAUUUGAGGAAAAAUAGCUGAAAAUCCCCUAAUUUGGUGAAAGAUUCAGGAAGCUCAGAAAAUCUCACUCUGAGACAUCUUAUUCAAACUGCUGAAAACCAAAGAUGAUGAAAAUUCUUAAAGGCAAUCAGAGGGAAAAAAAUACAUCCUACAGAGAGAGAGGUUACAAUUUGAACAAGUGUGGGUUACUCAUCAGAAACCAGAAGCCAGAGGUAGAAAAAUACCACUAAUGUUCUGAAAGAGUUGUCAACCUUAGAACUCUAUGCCCAGCAAAAAUAUCCUUAAUGGAUGAAAGGAAAAUAAAGACAGAUGCAGAUGAAGGAAAACUAAGAAAAUUCAUUACCAGUCAACUACUCUAAAAAUAUGUGAAAGGAACUUUUUCAGGCUGAAGGCAAAAUGAUGCAAGAAGAAAGCUCGGAACUUCAAGAAUAAAGGAAGAGCAACAGAAAUAAUAAAUGUGUGCAUGAUAGGCCUAUUCUUCUCCUCUUAAAUUCUUUAAAUGACAAUAGACUUUGAAAACUGAAAUUAUACCACUGGUGGGGGUGGGGGAAGUGUUCAAUGCAUACAUAUGUAAAACAUAUGACAAGUAUAAAGAGUGAAGGGUAAAAGGUUUCUAUAUUUUACCUGAAAUGGUGAACUAAUAGACAUACACGUACACACUGAAGACAAAAUUAUAACCUGAAUAGUCUUUUGUCUAAGAGAUAUAAAUGAAUAAAGCAGCUAAAAUCACUCACAUACAGGUUUUGUAUGAUCCUAUAUUCUCGUUUCUCUUGAGUAAAUACCUCCUAGUGGGAUUGCUGGGUCACAAUGUAAAUAUGUCUGUCACAGCCUGUCACCAUGGCCCCCAUGCAUGAACAGGAUCUGGUGGCACCCUUGCUUCUGUUUUGAGCAGGUCUCUCCUCCAGUAUCCCCAGGGGAAAGGACAGAUGGAUAUAUGGUGAUUGACCGCAGAGGUGCCACGUCUGGCCAGCACUAAAGAUCCUGAGCUCAACUCCCCAGUGGCUCCUGCUCUGCUGGUUCAAGAUUCCCUGUCCUGCCCAAUCCUCCUAGGGUGCAGGAACCCGAGUGGAGGAGGAGCCACUGUACUUCCCAGUAAGCUCAUCUCCCUUCAUUCAGCAGGAGGAGUCUUAGCCUGGGAACCCCUCCUCCAUGUGAAGACACAGCAAGAAGUUCACAGCAUGAACCUGGAAGAUGACUUUCAUCAGAACCUGACCAUAUUGGCACCCUGAUCUUGGGCUUCCAGCUUCCAAUACUCUCUAGCUUCUGUGGACUCUGCUUCUCCAGUAAAUGACCUUUGAGGAAAACUGACCAGUUCUUGCAAUCUAAAAUCAUGGCUCAUCAUUUGGUGAUGUUCAGAGAUGUGGCUGUAGACUUUUCUCAGGAAGAGUGGGAAUGCCUGAACUCAUAUCAGAGGAAUUUGUACAGAGAUGUGAUAUUAGAGAACUAUAGCAACUUGGUGUCAGUGGCAGGAUGUUCCAUUUCUAAGCCAGAUGUGAUUACCCUACUAGAGCAAGGGAAAGAACCCUGGAUGGUUGUGAGGGAUGAGAGAAGAAGGAGGAGCCUAGAUUUAGAAUCCAGGUACGACACUAAAAAGUUAUUUCAAGAAAAGGAUAUUUAUGAAAUGAAUUUAUCUCAGUGGGAGAUAAUGGGAAGAAUUAGAAGUUGUGGCCUUGAAGACUCCUUUGUCAGAAAAGAUUAUAAAUAUAAAAAGUUUGAGGGACAAGAAGGUCCUCAAGAAGGAUAUUUCAGGCAAGUGAAAAAAAUGCCCACUUACAGAAAACUCACAUCUCUUACUCUGUAUCAGAGAAUUCAUAAUAGAGAGAAACCCUACGAAUGUGGGGACUGUGGAAAGGCCUUUAGAGUGCGCCAACAGCUUACUUUCCAUCAGAGAAUUCACACUGGUGAAAAACCCUAUGAAUGCAAAGAAUGUGGAAAAGCCUUUAGACAGUGUGCCCACCUUAGUCGACAUCAGAGAAUUCAUACUUCUGACAAACUCCUCGAAUGUAGAAAAUGUGGGAAGAUCUUUACAUGUGGUGCAGAUCUUCGAGUACAUCAGAGAACUCAUAUUGGUGAGAAGCCCUAUGAAUGUAAGGAAUGUGGGAAGGCCUUUAGAGUGCGAGGACAACUUAAUCUCCAUCAAAGGAUUCAUACUGGUGAGAAACCCUAUGAAUGUAAGGAAUGUGGGAAGACGUUUAGACAGUAUGCACACCUUACACGACAUCAGAGACUUAAUAUUGCUGAGAAGUGCUAUGAAUGUAAGGACUGUGGGCAGGCUUUUUUGUGUAGUACAGGGCUUAGAGUACAUCACAAACUUCAUACUGGUGAAAAACCCUAUGAAUGUAAGGAAUGUGGAAAGGCCUUCAGAGUGCGGCAACAACUGACACUCCAUCAGAGAAUUCAUACUGGUGAAAAACCCUAUGAUUGUAAAGAAUGUGGGAAGACCUUUAGUCGUGGCUAUCACCUGACUCUCCAUCAGAGAAUUCAUACUGGUGAGAAACCUUAUGAAUGUAAGGAAUGUCAGAAGUUCUUUCGUCGUUACUCAGAACUCAUUUCACAUCAGGGUAUUCAUAUUGGAGAGAAACCCUAUGAUUGUAAGGAAUGUGGGAAGACCUUUAGACUGUUCUCACAACUUACUCAACAUCAGAGUAUUCAUUUUGGUGAGAAACCUUAUAAAUGUAAGGAAUGUGAGAAGACUUUUAGACUGCUUUCACAACUUACUCAACAUCAGAGUAUUCAUACUGGUGAGAAACCCUAUGACUGUAAGGAAUGUGGAAAGGCCUUUAGACUUCAUUCAUCACUUAUUCAACAUCAGAGAAUUCAUUCUGGUGAAAAACCAUACAAAUGUAAGGAAUGUAAAAAGGCAUUUAGACAACAUUCCCAUCUUACCUACCAUCAGCGAAUUCAUAAUGUAACUAAAUAAUUAUAGGAAACCUUCCACUAUGAAUUUUGUGUUAAGGGGCAUUAGAAAAUAAAUUCUAGGGGAAGUUUUCGAAUAUAGGAAUCCCUUUUGCUUCAUGCUUACAACUAAGCUGAAUAGGAGGUUUUAUUUGAAGGAAAGGAUAUAUUAAUUUCAUGAAUUUGUAGAAGCCUUUCCUCAGCAUUAAAAACCAUGUUAAACUUCAUGAAAUUUGUUCUAGAAAGAAACUCUUAAAGGAGUAAAUAUAGAAGAGCUUUUGAUCUUACCUAUUUUAUCACCUAUAUUCUUCCCUUCUGUAUAAUAUACCCAUGGAGGUUGCUAGGGCACUAACUCAUUCCAAAUGAUAAUUGAAAGGAAAGUCACUUAGCCUGCAUUUUCAAUUGAACUGUAUUUUAGCUAAAGUUGAUUAGCUAAAGUUCUUUAUUAAAAGUUUUGCAGCACAUAAUGAAAUAAUGGAUCUAGGCACAUUUCUCAGUAGAGAUUAAGACCAGUAGGUACCCACUGAUUGAUUUUAAUCUCAUGAAAAAUGGGGUAAAAUAUGGUAUGCCCUCUAAUGAGUUACAAUAAGGCGUACGCAUCUUGCCCAGAAAUAUUGAACAUGAAUCUCAGCAUCAAGAUUUAACUCCUACUUUAGAGAAAAUUCAGGGAACAGAAGAACAUGACACAAGAAGCAGCAAUUAAACUCAUCUAAAAUGUGGAUAAUUCUACAAGAAGAAUGACCUGGCUUCUCAAACAAUAAAAUGGCAUUGAAAAAAGAGAGGUGGAACUCUUAGAUAUUAAGUCUGAAGAAAUGUAUACUAAUCAAAUGCAAUGAGUUAGAUUCACAAGUUGAACAAACAUGUAAAAAGGACAUUUUUAGACAAUUGGGGAAAUGGGAAUAUUGACGGUAUUAGAUAAUAUUUAAAAAUUAUGUUUUUGUUAGGUGUGAUAAUAGCAUCGUGAUUAUGUAAAAAUGUUAGAGGUAAGUUUAUACACAAGAUGAUAAUGAUGUCUGGAACUUUUAAAAAAUGCUCAUGCAAAAGAAAAAUAACCAGUUUGUCAAAGUGAUGGUAAGAUGAGUCUUGAGUACAUGGUUUUUGUUUAUUUUGUUUUUGCUAUUUUAUCUACUUUUAUGUAUUUCAAUUUUCCCAUAAUAUUAUUUCAAAGAUAAAAUUAGCUAUGGAGUUAUAACCCAAUUGAAGUAUAUGAUUUUUUUAAAUGACUACUUAUCAAAAUUUGUGGAUGUUGUCAAAGCUCUGUACAUUGGGAUAUUAAAUAUGCUGUAGCACAUUUGGGAAAUAAAAAUCAAGGGUCCAAAUUUUAUCUGGUUCACCUAUUGCGACCUCUGUUAUCAUGCCUAUCCCACAGUACUUCAUAUGUUUAAAGAAUGAGUUUAAAAAGCAAUUACUACAACCAAAUGUGGAAAUUAAUGGAAUUGACCUCCACUGUCUAAUAAGAUUGUUGCCAGCAAUAUGUUAAGCACUCAAAAUUAAAUUGUGGCUAGUCGAAUUAAAAUUGUGAUUAGUGUAAAAUACACAUGAGGUUUUGAAGAUUUAGUUUUUUAAAAAGAAUGUAAUAUGUUCUGUUUCUUACAGCAUUUCUCUGCUGCGAUAUUCAGUGGGUUGCAUUAUUACAUAAUGCAGAACCCAAUUUAAGUGUCUUUCUGCUCCCAAGUAGCAUGUUUGCAUACUGAAGUCUUGGUUCUACCCUGAGUCAUGCUUCCCUUCCAGCACACACACCCUUCAUGAAAGGUAGCCUGUAUUUACAGCUGAGUAGUUUUCUCAGACUGUUUUUAGCCUGUAGAUAUUUUGGGAUCCCAAGGCCCUUUCCUUUGUACUGUUUCUGUCCCAUUAAGUUCAAGCUUGCAGUGCUUCAAGUAGUAUAAUUGUCUUAACCACUGUAUUUUCAAUUAAUUUUAUUAGGUUUCACUCAGACAAAAGAUCAACAGGCUAUUCUCUGUAUUGGGCUUCUUAUGAGGCUGCUAUGGAAAAAUGACUUUGGAAUUCUUAGAAGCCCUGUUGUUUCAUAGAGAGGAUAAACCUCUCUAUGAAAGAGAGAGGUUCAUCAUUAUUCUGAGGUUCAUCAUUAUUCUGAGACUGCAUUUUUAGGACAGCAUCUUAUAUUUGAUUUCUUUUUUUCCUCUCAGGCCCAAUUAUAACUUUGAAAACCCUUUGCUAUCUGGAAACACUGCCAUGGAACCCUCUAUAUUUCCUUGAAAUUCUACUUGAAAUAUGCACCAGUUGAUGUAAUGAGUAAAACGUGAUUUUUUCUCUUUUCCUUUGUUAUGAUGGAUUAUCUUCAUGAAUUUCCAAAUAUUGACCAAGCCUUACAUCAAAUAUUCCAAAUAUUUUCCAAAUAUUGACCAAGCCUUACAUCACUGGAAUAAACUCCAUUUGUUUGUGGUGCAUACUUCAUAUGUAGUACAUAAAUAUAUUGCUGGAUUUGCUCUGAUUGUUAUGAUGUGCUAAUAUUUUGUUGAUUUUUUUUGAGGAUUUUUGUGUCAGCGUUCAUGAGGAACACUGGUCUGUAGUUUUCUUUUAUUCAGCUAUCUUUGCCUCAUUUUGCUAACAUGGUGAUGGGGGCCUUAUAAAAUGGCUUUCACAGUAUUGCCUCCUUUCAGUUCUGAAAGAGGUAAUGUAGAAUCAUUAGUUAUUAUUUAAAUGUUUGGUAGAAUUUUCCAGUGAAACCAUUUGGGCCUUGAAAUGGAUUGAAUGUGUCUCCUCAAAAUUCAUGUGUUGACAUCUUAACCCCUAAUGUGAUGACGGGAAGUAGAGCCUUUGGAGGUAAUUAAGUGAUGAUGGUGGAUCCCUCCUGAUUGAGAUUAGUUCCCUUACCAAAGGGAUCCCAGAGAGCUCUCUUAUACUUUUCCGUUAUGUGAGGAUACAAGAAAAUGGCAGUCUUUAUUUUGGAAGAGAGUUCUCACCAGAAACUAACCAUGCUGGCACACUGAUGUCAGUCUUCCAGCCUCAAGGAUUGGAUGAAGUUUGUUUGUAAACCACCCAGUCUAUUGUACUGCAUUAUAGCAGCCCAAAAUGAGUAAGACAGAAAUUGGUACCGGAAGUGGGGUGUUAAUGUAACAAAUAUCUAAAAAUGUGGAAGUGGCUUUGGAAUUGAAUAAUAGGUAAGGGCUAGGAGAGUUUUUAGAUGCACGCAAAAAAUAAGGGCAUUUAAUGGAGAUUUUGGUGAUGCUCAGAAAAGAAAGAGGUGGGGCGCCUGGGUGGCACAGCGGUUAAGCGUCUGCCUUCGGCUCAGGGCGUGAUCCCAGCGUUCUG
Ailuropoda melanoleuca (giant panda) is the source of this 8454-nucleotide messenger RNA. RefSeq names its product ZFP30 zinc finger protein (gene ZFP30). The record is from RefSeq and is a predicted model, not a curated record. NCBI's taxonomy places the organism in Eukaryota, Metazoa, Chordata, Mammalia, Carnivora, Ursidae. Gene Ontology annotation, biological process: regulation of transcription by RNA polymerase II. The transcript is spliced from 8 exons. Bases 3617 to 5206 code for a protein of 529 amino acids. Gene Ontology annotation, molecular function: DNA-binding transcription factor activity, RNA polymerase II-specific; RNA polymerase II transcription regulatory region sequence-specific DNA binding. Gene Ontology annotation, cellular component: nucleus.